Messenger RNA from Darwinula stevensoni, 966 nucleotides. NCBI's taxonomy places the organism in Eukaryota, Metazoa, Arthropoda, Ostracoda, Podocopida, Darwinulidae. The record is from the annotation of a GenBank genome assembly.
AUGGAUAGAUUGCUUCGUCUUGGUGGAGGUGUCCCUGGUUUGGGCCAGGGUCCACCAACUGGUGAUGCCCCGAUAGUGGACACUGCUGAGCAGGUGUACAUUUCAUCCCUUGCCCUGCUGAAAAUGCUGAAGCAUGGUCGUGCUGGAGUUCCCAUGGAAGUUAUGGGCUUGAUGUUAGGAGAAUUUGUGGAUGACUAUACAGUCAGAGUGAUUGAUGUUUUUGCUAUGCCCCAGUCUGGAACGGGUGUCAGCGUUGAAGCUGUCGACCCGGUUUUUCAGGCCAAAAUGUUGGACAUGCUUAAGCAAACUGGCCGACCCGAAAUGGUGGUUGGCUGGUAUCACUCGCAUCCGGGUUUUGGAUGCUGGUUGUCAGGGGUAGAUAUCAACACCCAGCAGAGUUUUGAGGCACUGUCCGAACGUGCAGUUGCUGUGGUUGUCGACCCCAUCCAGAGCGUCAAGGGAAAAGUGGUCAUUGAUGCAUUCCGCCUCAUCAAUCCCAACAUGAUGGUUCUUGGUCAAGAACCUAGGCAAACAACAUCCAAUCUGGGUCAUCUGCAGAAGCCGUCCAUCCAGGCCCUGAUUCAUGGUCUGAACAGGCAUUACUACUCAAUGAGCAUCAAUUAUCGUAAGAAUGAGCUGGAGCAGAAGAUGCUGCUGAACUUGCACAAGAAAUCAUGGAUGGAUGGACUCACACUUCAGGACUACAAUGAGCACUGCAAGCUGAAUGAGACAACUGUCACCCACAUGCUGGAACUAGCCAAGAACUACAACAAGGCAUUGGAGGAAGAGGAGAAGAUGACUCCUGAGCAACUUGCCAUCAAGAAUGUUGGUAAACAAGAUCCAAAGAGGCAUCUGGAGGAACAGGUUGAUGGCCUGAUGACAUCUAACAUUGUCCAAUGUCUCAAUGCAAUGAUCAAUACUGUUGUCUUCAAAGAGGAUGCUUACUUGGAAAAGGUAUCAGCUUAA